AUGGCAUGGCUGCCACCAACAUCUCCAGCUACCCUGCGCGCCUCAAAACGCACCUGCGAAGAGAACACCAAAGACUCCAUGAAGACGCAAUGCCGGAGUGAAUUCCAAACGCUCAUUGAAGCUCCCAAUGAGUUCCCCAACAAUUACUCUCAGGCGUUCUUGGGAUCCACUCCACAAUCAUCAUCGUCGCUAUUUCCUGUUCAGCCUGCGUAUCCAGACAUACCCGAUACACGACUUCCAGAUGUCAACGGGAUUGCUGUAGGCCAUCAAGUUCCACCUUACGACACGUAUGCUCCAGCCCCCGCAUACAGAGAUUUGAAUGGACAGUACAGCCUCACAGUACCCUACCAGCCUCCACCAUCUACUCAGCGGAGCCACGACUAUGUAGACUAUCCGCAUCAAUACCACCCGGACGAACAAGCUAUGAGUGUGCUAGGAUCAUCUGUGCCUCAAGUUCCGCCUGAUCAAGGACAUUAUUACCCUUUGGACCCUUCGAUCGCUACAAAUCCUCCAGUUUAUGAACAGCCAGUAGGGGAGAGGCUUAUCUUAGCCCUAACUGCAGCAGGCUAUGGCCAAGAUGUUCCGGCUUCCAUAUCGGCUGAACAAGCAGCGUGGCAAGACAUUUACACCAGACAAAACGCAUGGCUUUUUAGAGCGGAAGCAGACCUCCAAGGUCGUAUUACCGAGAUCGUUCCUGGUAUUCCCCCUGAGCAAGGCGCUUUAGGAAGUUCUUUUGGCAUCGAACAUGAUCUGAUUCCCACUGAGGUGUGGUCUUUGCGCUCUCUUUCGCCUUUGUUACGCUAUGCCGCGUACCGUAUGUUGACUGAGGAAGCGCGUGAGAUGAUUAUGUAUAACCAGGCUAGCGAAGAUUUUCAGAGACGUUGGGCGUGGAUUCUGAACUUUCAAGCAUUUUUGCUGCAGAAAGAGAAGGAGUGGGUGGAAUCCUUCGAACAGAUUGUCGAUACGCACAGACGCCAGUGUUGGGACCAGAAAGUGGAAGAGCAAGCCAUCGAGACCCCUGUGAACCAGGCGAUGAUUGAUGCUACGUGGAAGUCACAGGUUGAGCGCCUGAUAGAGAACGGCGAUUUGCAUCGGAGCCAUAUGACCUGGCCAACACAUCAGAAUCAGGCGUUGAGACGAGCUCAGCUCGCUGCAGAAGGGCAGCGAGCACGAGUGGAAUCAGGCAAUGGAGAGGUAGAAACAGAGCGAAGUGGUAACGAGGAGAAGAAGCAGAAACAGAAAAGGCAGAUGGACAACACGGAAAAGGUUAGCCAGGAGAAGAGGAAACAACCAGUUUCGCAGCAGGAAUCAUUUGGAGAUGCGAUGCCUGGAUCUUUAUCUGCUGCGACACCAAACUCAAGUCAGCAGUAUGAAGGAAUAGCACCUCAACUAUGUCCUGAUGUAGCUGUUGCACGACUCGCAUUUGAUUGGAUUAUUGCACGGAUCAACAUGCGAGACAAGCAGGAUUUUGAGGAUUGUCGACUUGUGGAGCAGCGUAAGAAAUGGCCCGACUGGCCACGCUUCGAGGAGUGGUGGGCUGCAAGGCUUUCUCAGGUCCAACUUUUGCAGCUCUCACAGGACCAGAAGAUUGUCCUGAAGCGUCCGGAACCAUCUAGCAUUGCGGACAGAGAGGCAGCGUUUGAUGAGAAGACCAAGGAACUACUGCCGCUUGAGGCACAAGAACCAGCUGAUACGGAAGAGAAUACUGAGCUAGACGGUUCAGACCUGGACGGGUUGUUCGAUGAUGGUGAUGAAACAAAUCUCCAGGAGGCAUAG
Alternaria alternata is the source of this 1776-nucleotide messenger RNA. RefSeq lists its product as hypothetical. Lineage: Eukaryota; Fungi; Ascomycota; Dothideomycetes; Pleosporales; Pleosporaceae. The record is from RefSeq and is a predicted model, not a curated record. The transcript has 2 exons. Bases 1 to 1776 code for a protein of 591 amino acids.